Messenger RNA from Galleria mellonella (greater wax moth), 1844 nucleotides. Its product is annotated as fidgetin-like protein 1. Bases 102 to 1823 code for a protein of 573 amino acids. NCBI's taxonomy places the organism in Eukaryota, Metazoa, Arthropoda, Insecta, Lepidoptera, Pyralidae. The transcript has 10 exons. Gene Ontology annotation, molecular function: ATP hydrolysis activity; microtubule severing ATPase activity; ATP binding. The record is from RefSeq and is a predicted model, not a curated record.
UGUAGUUUCUCUAAUCUGUGUGAUACUUGUUGUUUUGUUUGCGCGCGAAUAGAAAAGGAGAAGAAAUGAAAAUAUACAUAAAUAUCUAAAAAUCACAAGAAAUGUUCGAAUCAAAUGAAUUAAGUGGCUUGAUACCUGAAAAUGAGGAUGUUGACCAUUUAUCAGUUUUAAAUAAAUCUUCAUUGCAACAAUAUCAACUUUCUCUGCAAAGUGAGUUUAAGCUGUCAUCCAAAAUUCUUGAUGAUGUUUGGAAAGCCAAUGAGGAAUUAUUAAAUGGAGAAGCCAUGGAUAUAAUAACAAACACAGUUCAUGGGCUUCUUCAAAAUGCAAAUAUGAACAAGAUGAGUACAUGGAAAAGUUCAUUAAAUGACCUCCCAGACCCUUUAUUUCUAUUUGAGAAACACUUGCCACCUUGUACUCACUGCAGCCAAGAUUCAAAAACUACAAGCUUGGAACAGUUUAACAAUAGAGUGUGCACAUGUAAUUUAGGAGUAAAGGAGCCACUGAAUAAAACUCAUAAUGCAAUAAUUGAGAACAAAGAUUUUAUGAAAACUGUAGAUUCUAACACUGAAAGUCAAAAUAUGUUGACUGAGGUUUGUGAUGGGGAUAGACAGAAACAGGGUUUUAAACCAAAAUUCGGCAGAGUUAGGCCUGUAGUUAAAAGUAUGCUGCAGCCUCCAGUUCCCAAAUGUCCUGUAAUAGAGGACAUUGCUCUUGAUAAGGAAGAAGAUGAAGACAAAGUUCAUAAGAGUAAUAUAGCAAAAAUUACAUUCAAAACAGCUAAGGAACAACUGUUGGCGUCUAAUCCAGCUGCUAAGAGGACUCUGGGAGCAUCAAGGAAGGCUCAAGCUAAAUUUGUCUCACCAAUGAUUGGAGUACAGGAUAAACAAGGAACACAAGAGCCAGAAGUAACAGAUGAAAGACUCAAGCACAUAGACCCCAAAAUGAUAGAGUUGAUUGAGAGUGAGAUUAUUGACAAAGGGACACCUAUAGGCUGGGAUGAUAUAGCUGGUCUCCAAAUGGCUAAAUCUGUAAUCCAAGAAGCGGUGGUGUGGCCGCUGUUACGCCCGGAUAUAUUCACUGGAUUGAGGCGACCGCCUAAGGGAAUACUGCUGUUUGGACCACCUGGCACCGGGAAAACGUUAAUUGGUAAAUGUGUAGCGGCGCAAUGCAAUGCAACCUUCUUCAGCAUUUCGGCGUCAUCGCUCACCUCCAAGUGGAUAGGAGACGGUGAGAAGAUGGUACGCGCCCUCUUCGCUGUUGCUCGAUGUCACCAACCCGCGGUCAUAUUUAUAGAUGAAAUAGACUCGCUACUCACACAGCGCAGUGAUUCAGAACACGAGGCAACUAGAAGGAUCAAAACAGAAUUUCUGGUGCAAUUUGAUGGUGCAGCCACUGGAGACGAAGAUCGUCUGCUAAUAGUGGGCGCCACAAACAGACCACAAGAGCUAGAUGAAGCGGCACGCCGACGCCUCGUCAAGCGACUUUACAUACCUUUGCCUGAUGUAGAUGCUCGUGAACAAAUUAUAAAGAACCUACUUAAAAAUGAAAACAACGAUUUGACGCCUCAACACGUAUCCGAGAUAGCUCGCCUGACGGACGGCUAUUCGGGCGCCGACAUGAAGUCCUUGUGUUCCGAGGCGGCGAUGGGACCUAUAAGAUCGGUGCCGCUGUCACAGAUCAUCAGCAUUGAUAGAGAAAAAGUUCGGCCAGUAAAUGUUAAAGACUUCAUAAACGCUCUUCAAAGAGUGAGACCAAGCGUGUCGCAAGAUGACUUGGGGCAAUAUGUGAAGUGGAACAACACAUACGGCCAAGGGGUCUAAUAAAUUAUAUACCUAAUAUAA